AUGGAUGAAGCGCAUUGCAUCGGUAGACAGCGUGCCAUUCGAUUAUUUCCAUCGCUGUUGGUAUUUAUUGCGUUACUUGUAUCCAUACCAACUGUUGUUGGAUUUCAGCUUUUUCCUCCGGAGCCGAAACUUACCCAAACGAGAAAACCGGGAGUUGUUCCGACGUUUGUCGAGAGAAGCUCCUUUCUCGCCGGCUCGUCCACCGAUCCAUCCGAUAUUCCGUCUGUAUCGACUACAAGCCGAGAAGCGACAUUGAUAAUGAAUCUGACGACGAUUGUCGGUGAGACGACGUCGAUCCUCGUUUCGGGCGUCUUUUUUGUCGUCUUGGCUUGGCAGCGCGACGCUAUUAUGGUUUCAUUUUUUGUGGGUUCCAUUUCAAACAGCGUCCUUUCCAAAGUUCUCAAAAAAAUUAUCAAUCAAACACGACCCCCCGAACUUAGCACAAAGGAAAUGAAAUUAAAGCCGAGUGAUGGUGGGAUGCCCAGUUCGCACGCUAUGAGCUUAGGCUUCAUCGGAAUGUUUACUGGUCUCUAUUUAUCAUCGUGGAUUACGUCCUUAAGCCUCGGGCUUUACGUAAUUAUAAGUUUGGCCUACCGUAUACAAGCGUCCUUGCAUACGUGGCAACAGAUCACUGUGGGUUCAUUGUUGGGUUCCACCAAUGGUUUCUUGUGGUGGCAUUUGUGUACCGGAGAAAAUCCAUGGAAGGUAAACUUGGUCGAAUGGGCUUUGGCAUCGGGGAAAGAAUACGGUAUAUUUGACGCCAAUGGUGUACUAUCAUGGCCCUUUCUUGUUGUUCCUGUAAUUUUGGGAGUUCUUGUUGUCGGGUCGGUCGAGCGGCGAAUUGAUGGCUUUCUCGAAAGCAUAAAAAAAGAGAGAUAA
Molecule: messenger RNA, 879 nt
Organism: Phaeodactylum tricornutum CCAP 1055/1
Lineage: Eukaryota; Bacillariophyta; Bacillariophyceae; Surirellales; Neidiaceae
Exons: 1
Coding region: 1-879 (292 amino acids)
Source: RefSeq, a predicted model, not a curated record